ACAAAACCUAAACGAAAAUGGAACCUUUCUCCCAACACUCUGCCGGGUUUGUUAAUCUAUUAGCUUCGCAGAGCAAUCAAGAAAUAGACGUUGACUCUGCUGAGGCUAAUGGUAACUCGCCCGGUUUAGUUAAGCCAUUGGACAGGAGAAAGUGGGGACCCAAAGAAGACCUUGUGCUCAUCAACGCUUGGUUGAACACGAGUAAGGAUCCUAUAGUCAGCAAUGAGCAGAAGGCAGGGGCGUUUUGGAAGAGAAUAGAUGAUUAUUUCAACUCAAGCCCUCAGCUCAUUGGCUCCGUUCCUAGAGAAUGGAGUCAAUGUAAGCAGAGGUGGAGAAGGGUUAAUGAGCAGGUGUGCAAGUUUGUGGGUUGCCAUGAAGCCGCUUUGAAGGAACAAGCGAGUGGUCAAAAUGAGAAUGAUGUCAUGAAAGCUGCACAUGACAUCUUCUUAAACGACUAUCAUGCCAAGUUCGUACUUGAACAUUGCUGGAGGGAGCUGCGGUUUGAUCAGAAAUGGAGAUCACACUCGUUGUCGAAAGAUGGUGCGAAGGAGAAGAGGAAGGAAGCAGGACCGGAGGUGGUGGCUGACGACGAAGAGGUUAGGCCUCCUGGUGUUAAGGCGAGCAAAGCAGCGAAGCGCAGGAAGCAUGGGAAUGAAGCAGCUUAUGAUCAAGUACAGAGCAUGUUAGCUAUGAAAAAUACCAUUUCGAAACAAAAGAUCCUAGAUCGUCUCCUUGCCAAAAAUGAAGAAACACUUUCUAAUCAAGAACUAUCCCUUAAGAAAAAACUAAUAUCUGAAAUGCUUUAAUUUGGUGAGUGACUUGUAUUUUAGGUUGAUUUGCUUAGGUUGAAUCGAUGAACUAGUUGGUUGAAUUCGAGAGUUUGCUUGGGUUGAUUCCUUGAACUUGUUGGUUGAAUGCUUGAACUUCUUUAUGAGUCGAACAAAUUGUUUAUGUUUAGCUGUAUUGACUCUGUUUUCUUAUCUUUUGCAGGUCUGAGAGUGCAGGUCACGGGUUGGAGUUAAGGUGUUGGAGGUCAGUAGUUGUUGCAGGUGAAGCCUUGUUGUUUGUUUGUCACGGGAUAGUGUAGGCUUGUGUAUCUUUCUACACUAGUUUUCAAUCACGGAUGAUGUACUAUGUAUUGUGUCAGUGACAAGUUGAUUCACGGAUGUAAUAUGGUUUCGAACUCUAUAUAUUAUUGCACUUCUAUUACUUUCAAUUGCUCACAUCUCUCACUUUAACACAAUUGCACUUAUCUCACUUCAAAACAAUUGCACUUCUAUUACUUUCAAUUGCUCAUGCACCAAGUAAGAACAACCUCACUACAACAGCUCUCAUCGUUCAUCUUCAGAAAGUAACUCCAAGUCCGGACCAGCUCACUACAACAGCUCUCAUCGGGACAAUCUCUCAUCUUGAAGAACGAAGUCAGCUCUCCUCUCCAUCUUCACAUACAGAAACAAAAUCAAACACGGAACAAGGAAGGAAAACAUAAAUAAAGUGCUUGACAAAUGUCUUCCUCAUCAACGGAUGAAGUUGAUGAAGCUUUAGACGAAAUAGUCGACCAAGUAGUUGACAAUUACAUCGACGCAAUAGUUGAUGGUCAAGCCAACAAGCCGAGGAGACGAGCUUAUAUCGAAAGAGAUCGGGAAGUAGGACACACUCAACUAUGGAACGAUUCUUUCACGGAAAAUCCUACAUACCCACCGGAAUUGUUUAGGCGGCGUUUUCGAAUGAACAAGCCAUUGUUCCUUCGCAUUGUCGAACGCCUAAGUAGUGAAGUUCCUUACUUUCAGCAAAGACGAAAUGCUCACGGAAGGAACGGGCUAUCUGCACUUCAAAAGUGUACGGCAGCUAUACGUAUGCUGGCAUAUGGUCAAUCGGGAGAUACAUAUGUCCGACUUGGUGACAGUACAUCACGUUUGUGUUUGGCAAAUUUCACUGAUGCAAUAAUACAAUUGUUUGGAAAAGAGUAUCUACGAAAACCUACAGCCGAGGAUCUUCAACGAUUACUCGAUGUUGGAGAGGUACGGGGGUUUCCGGGGAUGAUAGGCAGCAUCGACUGUAUGCAUUGGGAGUGGAAAAACUGCCCAACGGCUUGGAAAGGUCAGUUCACACGUGGUUCAGGAAAGCCGACAAUUGUCUUAGAAGCCGUGGCAUCACAAGAUCUUUGGAUAUGGCACGCAUUUUUCGGCUUAUCAGGUACCCUCAACGAUAUCAAUGUUCUUGAUCGAUCACCUGUUUUUGAUGAUGUCUUACAUGGUCGAGCACCUAAAGUUAAGUUCAAGGUCAACAACCACACUUAUCGUAUGGCCUACUAUCUUACUGACGGAAUUUAUCCAAACUGGUCAACAUUUAUCCAAUCCAUCCCACUUCCUCAAGGUCCUAAAGCCGAGAAAUUUGCAGAAAAGCAAGAAUCCGCCAGAAAAGAUGUCGAACGGGCUUUUGGAGUAUUGCAAUCGAGGUUUGCAAUUGUUAAAAACCCCGCUCUACAAUGGGACAAGGAAAAGAUAGGAAAGAUAAUGAGAACUUGUGUUAUAUUGCACAAUAUGAUAGUAGAGAACAAACGACACGGAUACGCUCAAAUUGAUACUUCUGAGUUCGAGUCAGGAGAAUCAAGCAGAAGUUCGAGGGUGACAAGGAGAGAAAGUAUUCAUGUCGGUGAUAUGUUAGGCAUGCGCAGAAAAGUUCGAGAUCCAGAGAAGCAUGCUCGUUUGAAAGCUGAUUUAAUGGAAAAUAUAUGGCAAAAGUUUGGUGAUGAAGAUGAAUAAGCUUUGUAUGUUAUUAAAUUUCUUGAUUUAUGUAAUCUACUCUUAAUGUAUUGAAUAAAAAGUUUUAAAAUAUUUAUAAUAUAUUUUAAUAUUUUAUUCAUGUAUUCUGAAUAUUUUGAAACUUUUAAAUAAUAAAAUAAAUAUUAUUAUUUUAUUCUUAUGAACUCGUUCUUGAAAUUCACCAAUGCAGAAAACAACAAAUACAGAUUCAUAACUAUUCAUGAACCUACAAAAAAAAAUUAAAAAAUCUUUGUGAACCCCAAAGGGUUCCCCAAUGCUCAUACUCUGAUUUAUUAAUUCCAUCGAAAUCAUGGAAGCUCGAGAUAUCCCAACCCCAAGAUACCAAUAAAAAAAUCCCUUUUAGCACUUAAUCAAAAUUAUUAUCAAAUUAUUUUUAAUUUUAAUUAGUUUUUUACGUUUAAAAAAAUACAUAUAGAUACAAAUAAAACCUAAACUUUGAUUCUCGUCAUGUUUUCUUCAAGACUUCAACUCCUCUCUCACGUUGGCCUUCCUCUUGUGCUCUACUCCGUUCAAUGAUAACUUUGAGAUCUUCUUUUUUUUUCUCCUCAAAAUCUUGUCUUCUUCUUUUUCUCAGUAAACCUAGUAUUCACAAAACCCUACUUUAUUAAUUCCAUCGAAAUCAUGGAAGCUUGAGAUAUCUCCAACCCCAAGAUACCAAUAAAAAAAUCCCAUUUAGCACUUAAUCAAAAUUAUUAUCAAUUUUUUUAAUUUUAUUUAGCUUUUUACAUUUAAAAUAAAAAUACAUACAUAUACAAAUAAAACCUAAACUUUGAUUCUCGUCAUGUUUUCUUCAACUUCUCUCUCACGUCAGCCUUCCUCUUGUGCUUACUCCAGUUCAAUGAUAACUUUGAGAUCCUCUUUUUUUUUCUCCUCAAAAUCUUGUCUUUUUCUUUUUCUUAGUAAACCCAGUAUUCACAAAACCCUACUUUAUUAAUUCCAUCGAAAAUGGAAGCUCGAGAUAUCCCCAACCCCAAGAUACCAAUAAAAAAAAAUCCAAACCUAUUUCCGCUUCGCUGCCUUUGAUCGCAAGACAUUAAAGUCAAAAGAGCUAUGUAAGCAUCGUGAAAUCGAGUUUCUUAAAUCUUAAGAGUCUCAUGAUCGUAAAUAAGCCAAAAGAUGUUUACUGUGAAUUUGUUCUUUCCUCUACUCCUACGUCUUUUAUUGGUAAGUCAAACUUUACUGUGAGUUAAGCGAAUGAGUUUCAACUUGCAAACAGAUUAGACUAUGAAACUAGCGGCAUGAUGCUCAUAACUAACUCCCAUAAGCUCUCUCCAUCGGACCUUCCCCGAAUUUGAACAUAAUCAUGAUUAAGUCAGGUCAUUUACGGUCUAAACACAUAUCUUGACGUGUGUAUUCUGCCUUGGACGUUAGUAGAGUUUUAGAGGGAGGUGUGGGAGAGUCCGGACCAAUUCAGGUAGCUCUUGAUCCUAUUUCAAGUGCAUUACUUGUCAGAGUUUCUCUUAGUGUCCAUCGUUGAUGGUUUGGCCUUCUCAUUUCCACGUUUAAGAUUUGGACAACUAGUGAGUUUUAGGGGCACAUAUACAAAUUGACUAGCGGAGACUUGCCAUUUUGUUCAAUUUUCUUCUUAGCCGUAAGAAUUUAUAUCUUCCUUUGGGAGCGUUUACAAUAGUUAGUGGGCGUACUGCUAUUGUGAGUUAUGUUUUUUUUUUUGUUGGUCAAAUCCUUGUUGUCACCAUGCAAGGGUGGAUCAGCACCUUACACUGAUCAAAUCCUUAUUGCCACCAUCCAUUUGCUUUUGACUUUUGAAUCUCUCAUUUUGUCCAAGUCUCUUAGUUCCUCUUUCAGGUUAUGAUCAAGGUUUGCUAGGUGUGUAGACGACAAACGCAAGGAGAUUGGCAUUAUAGAAAGAUUUUCAAUCCAAAACAAAGAACUUAUGCUUCCAUUUUUUUAUGUUUGUAAAAAUUAAUUAUUCUAUUCUAAAAUCAGUUUGUUUCUGUU
Messenger RNA from Brassica rapa (field mustard), 4745 nucleotides. RefSeq names its product putative nuclease HARBI1. NCBI's taxonomy places the organism in Eukaryota, Viridiplantae, Streptophyta, Magnoliopsida, Brassicales, Brassicaceae. The record is from RefSeq and is a predicted model, not a curated record.